AUGAGAGAAACUGUUGAGAAAAGUUUAGAUUGUGUGAAAGAAUUUAUUCAAACAUUUUGUUUUGCAAAAAAUAUGGAAAUAAUUAUUGAUCAAUCAAAUUUAAAAGAAACUCAUAAAAAAUAUAAGGAAAAUAACUCAAAUAUAAUUAAUUUAUAUUCAUCAUAUUCUAUAUGGUUAUGUAUGAACGAAAUAUAUCCAUCCUGGUUUGAUAUUUCUAUUCACCCAGCUCAAUUUGAUACUGAAUUAGAUUCAUAUGAAUGUCUUCUAAAAUACAUAAAUGAAUAUCAUGAAAACAAAUAUGAAAAAAUAAUAAAAAGUAUAAUUGACAAUUUAUCAAGCUUAACAGCACAUGAAUUUAUAGAUAUAUAUAGCUUAGUUAUUCUAGCCGCUCUUGUUUCGGAUGAUAAACAAAAACACAUAAAUAACAUUUUGUCUGUUAGUCAUGAAACCCAAAAAUAUAUACAUAAUAUUGUGGAACUUUUAGAUAAAGAAGAAAAUUUAAAUGAGGAAAAUAUACCUACAUCAGAUAAUUCUAAAGAUUCCAAAAAAGAGAAUGGAUCUAUGAAAAACGAAAUAAAACAACUAAAAGAAAAAGUAAAACUCCUUGAGAUGGAAAAUGAAAACUUAAAUAAUUCGUUAAUAGAGAAAAAUAAAAUAAUUAAAGAAAACGAAGAAAAAAUGAAUAAUUUACAAAAACAAAUUAAUGCAAAUAAUGAAAAAACAAAAACACAAUAUAUCGCACAAAUAGAAGAACAAGAAAAAAAAAUUAAUGAGUUACAAAGUAAUAUAGAAAAAGAAAUUAAGGAUAAAUUAAAUUUAGAGAAUGAUUUAAAUAAUAGAAUAAAAGAAUUAGAAGAUGAACAAAAUAUAUUAAGACAAGAAAAUUUGAAUAUUGAUAAUAUGCAAAAUAAAAUAAAUAAAUAUAAAGAAAAAUUAGAAAGCUUAAUGACUGUUCAAAAUAUAAACAAAGAAUUAGAAGAUAGACUUAAAAACAACACACAAAAAAUGGUUGAUAUGGAAAAUGAAAUGGAAAAAUUAAAACUAGAGUCAAAUAAUAUAAAAAAAUAUAAAGAUAAAUGUGCUGAUUUAGAUGCUAAUUUAAUAAAUUCAAAGAAAGAAAAUGAAAAACUUAAACAAGACAUAUUAGAAAAAAAUAAAACCCUAGAAACAUUAAAAAGAGACCUAGAUACAAAGACUUUAUCAUAUGACAUGUUGAAGAAAGAAAAAAACUUUGAUAAGUUUAACAUAGGGUUAUCCAAUGUAGAUCAAACUGAAGAAAUAAUAAGAAUUAAAAAAGAAAACGAAAAUUUAAAAAAACAAUUAGGAUUAGACACAAAUGAUCAAUUAAAAAAAAUAACCGAACUUGAAAAUGAAAUUGAUGACUUAAAAAGAAUAAAUGAAAAAUUAGAACUUAAAAUAUCAGAAAAUAUAGAUAAGGGAGAUACAAAUAAUGAUUCAUCUUUACAAGAAAAAUAUGAAAAAUCACUAAAUGAAAUAAAAGAUAAAGAAAAAGAAAUUAAAGAGCUAACUGAGGCUAAUCAAAAGAUAAUGGUGCAGAUGGCUAAUUUACAAGGAAGUUCAGAUUCUACUUUAAAAGAAAAAAUAAUCAAAUUAGAAAGUGAAUUAAUAAUGGAAAAGAAAAAUUGUAAACAAAUUGAAGAAACAACAAAAAACAAAUUAAGCAAAGAAUUUAAUGCUGUAUUACAAAUUUUAAAAGAGCAAUUGCAAAUUAGAGAAAAGGAAACGGAAUAUUAUAAGGAUACAUUAAAAACUCAGAUAAACAUUACAAAUGACGAACAAAAAUUAUUAAGUGGAAUUAUUCAUAAUUUAGGUCUAAAAUAUAAACAACUGCAAACUUAUAAUCUUUGCUUGAGAAACGAAAUAACUGGAAUUAAAUUAAGAAUGGAAAAGUGCUCAGAAUCAGAGAAAAAAUAA
Plasmodium gallinaceum is the source of this 1935-nucleotide messenger RNA. RefSeq names its product conserved Plasmodium protein, unknown function. The transcript is spliced from 17 exons. The record is from RefSeq and is a predicted model, not a curated record. Lineage: Eukaryota; Apicomplexa; Aconoidasida; Haemosporida; Plasmodiidae. The coding region runs from base 1 to 1935 and encodes 644 amino acids.